AUGUCAAGCCUUGACUACAAUGAGAACCUUGCUCUUCCUAUGCCUAAGCCACGACAUCCAAAGGGCAGCUUCCCAGAGAGCCCAUCCUCUGUUGAAGGGGAAAUCACAAAGUACAGUGAGCAGAAAAAACGUGUGGCUACUGAUCCAGUCAUUUCUGUGGAUAUCACUGCAUCCGAGAGUGGUAGUUCUCAUGAUGCCGAGGACAACAAGAAGAUAUCUCGACUUGAUAUGAUAAAGUCAAAGCUCAGUUUCAAAGACCUGCGCAAGGAAAGCGCCAGACAGGAGUUUCAUAUGAUUCCUGUUCCUCAAGGCCGUCGAGCAUUUACCGGCAGCGCGAUUCCCACCCCGGCUUCCAGUUUGCCAGCAUCCCGGGUGAGAGAGAAGACAAACUCAGCUAGUGGCCGCAAAAUAUCUUCUCCUGCCCUAAUUUCCUCUGCCACGAUGACACAGAUGCAGCAAUCUAAUACGAAGAUUCCUCUGCCACCAUCUGGGACUUUUUCCCAUUCCCUAAGUUCGUUGAUCCCGAGUCGUCGAACCAGCACAAUCGAAAAGCAGGCCUCGGUAACGACGUCAUAUAUUCGAAAGAUGCAAAGAAAAUUGGAUUCAACAAAUGAUUCUUCAGCUCCAGAUGUCAAUGAAAAAGUUAGACGGGGUGGCCCUUCAUCCCGUGCCUCUAUUGAGACGCCAUCCAGCAAGCCAUUGCCUGCAAAGCCAUCUUCAGGACCAAGACAUACUGUCACCAAAGACUCAUCUCCUUCACCCGUUCGUUAUCUCGGCGACGGUCAAGCUCCAGUCAAGCCUUUUGAUGAGCUGAGUGCGCCUCGCAAUUUAUCUGGAGGCAAAUUCAAAACACCUUCACCUACUGCUUAUUCCAAGAGCGAGACGCCAGUGAGCCCAAUGACAGAACAUCUACCGUCUCUGAUGGAACGUGUCAACAAAGAGAACAUGCCACAUGAUAAGGACAUGCAUUCUGAAGUCAGCACGGCUGCUCAACUUGAUGACAUGGUGAAUUUGGUACGCUCUAUCCAGCGCCAGCUAGACACUAGCAUGAUCUCCAUGAGCCGGAAAAUCGAAGAUCUUUCCACAUGGGUCGGUGAUCAACUCAAGAAUCAAAUCGAGAGUAACUCGGACCCUAGCCGUGCCAAUUCGGAUCUAUUCUCGAAGCAAUAUCAGCUCUCUCGUGAGAUGAUGAAAUUUCAAUUGGAUAUUCGACUGGAUAUCGGGACCAUGGAGCGGAAAAUGUGUCUCCUCGAGAACCAGGUCUUAGAUGACUUACAGAAAGAAAUUCGAUCUCUAGCCCGAUCAUACGAAGACUUGAACCAGAAAACAGAGAUGAUCAUGGAGAAGUAUUCGUUUACUGAUACCGAGAGAUUCAUCGACCAACAGCUGCAGAGAAACUUUGAAAUCGAGAAGGAACUUUCGUAUUUGAAGGCACGCCAGGAGAACUUCAUCUCGCAUGAAAUUGCUCCCUUUGCUGCUGAGCCAAGAAUACCUUCUCGUCGAAGUCUCUCCAGCCGCGAAAGUAGUGAGCCCCUAAUCAAACAAAAUAUGAUUGUUCGAAAUCCCAGGCCAUCACCCGAGGCUACGAAUGUCAUUUACGACCAUAAUCGAAUGAUUGCCAUGCCAGACCACCAGCCCCUCAGUGCAUUCCCUCGCAGUGUUUCUCUCACCAAGAAGGGUAUUUUGAAGGGUAUCAAAGAUAUGACCUCCACUCCCUUGGAGCCUCCCAAGGAGAAACCUCUAUCCAAGACCAGCAGUAACGACGAUACCAAAAGAUGGAAUGUGUUUGGUUUGCGAAAGAAACGAGAGCUCACUGAUGCUGUCAGUAAGUUUAAUUGGUCUCCUCGCGCACGGCGUAUCAAGGAUCCUGUGAUUCCCGAAGAUACCAACAGCACGUGCUCACGUUCUAUAACGCCUCCGAUUCCAUUCGUUCCAAGAAGUAUUCCAUCUCCUGCUGAGCAGAUCGAACGGAGCCCCACUCCAUUCCCAGCAAGCACGGUUCACCCGGCACUUCGAGAAUCGCCAGAGACUUGUGCUGAUCAGUCAGUCACAACCUCUUAUGAAACCGCUCCGGAGGCAGAUCGGGCCUCGAAGUUUGGGGCUAGCUUGGAGAAGAAGAUAUCCGAUGAAUCUGCUGAUACAUUUGCCAAGAUGAAUGACUCGGCAUCGAGUUCACCGAUUGACCGUCCUGACUCCACCCGGAAUCUUACACCUGUAUCUGAGGGGCGUCUAUCUGUUCCAGAUGAUGUCUCUACUGGAGCAAUUCUUCACCGCACUAGUGAGGAAAAUAAGGACCAGUCAGCUCUUACUGAUCAUGAGCAGGACUGGGAUCAUGUUUCUGUCCAUGAGACAAGUUCACCCGUUUGA
This is a messenger RNA of Penicillium angulare, 2367 nucleotides long. RefSeq lists its product as uncharacterized. The transcript has a single exon. The coding region runs from base 1 to 2367 and encodes 788 amino acids. NCBI's taxonomy places the organism in Eukaryota, Fungi, Ascomycota, Eurotiomycetes, Eurotiales, Aspergillaceae. The record is from RefSeq and is a predicted model, not a curated record.